AUUUCUUAAUGGGCCUGACCAAAGAACUACUUGAUUGACUGAUUGCCGUUUGGAGAUUUUGGCGAAGCAGACUUCGAAGGAUUACAGCUUUCCAAUCAAUGGCAGCAAUGGCUGCUGCGAGGCCAUUUGUAAUAACUUUACUAACAAGACAAAAACCCAGAUCAAUUCUCGUUCCUUUCGCUUCUUCUUCGUCUUCUUCGCCUCUGAAAGCGAGAAAGUUAAUUCUCUACUCAAAACCCGGAUGCUGUUUGUGCGAUGGCCUCAAAGAGAAGCUUCAAACUGCCUUCUUGCUUUCUGGGCCCCAUUCACUUCAUGACGUCGAUUUGCAGGUAAGGGAUAUUACUAGCAAUCCUGAGUGGGAGAGAGCUUACCAAUAUGAGAUACCUGUGUUGGCUAAAGUGCUUUCUGAUGGCACUGAGGAAAUUCUUCCUCGAAUAUCUCCUCGGCUUGGAGUGGAGCUUGUCCAGAAGAAGAUUGCUGCUGCUUUGACACAAUAAGGGUCUUUGUAAUUGAAAUUCUGGCAUAAGUUGCGUUUCAAAUUUAUCACAUCAUAUUGAGAACAAAUGUUAUUUUUGCAAAUGUGUGAAAUUCAUUUGUAAUUGAAAUUUCAUAUUUUUUGUUUACGUAUUCAAUGCAAAUUCUAUCAAAAAAAUUUUGAGUCUUGUUAGUUUAGAAUUCA
Messenger RNA from Jatropha curcas, 679 nucleotides. RefSeq names its product Thioredoxin superfamily protein. The record is from RefSeq and is a predicted model, not a curated record. Lineage: Eukaryota; Viridiplantae; Streptophyta; Magnoliopsida; Malpighiales; Euphorbiaceae.